AUGUGCCACUGUGAUUCUGUGGAAUGUCAAGCAGCAGGAAAAGUGGAGUGCAAAGCGGAGUUCUACUGUUACGUUUCAUUCCGUCCAGCAGAACCCGGAGAGCGCAAACCCUCAGCCACGUCCAAGGCGGUGUAUGGUUUUGGAAGCCGGCUGUUCAUUGCCGAGCAUCGCGGCUGCGUCGCCAAGACUCAAAUUAACGUGUGUGACGAGCAUGGCGAGAGUAGAGGGGUCGGCAGCUCCAGUGGCGAAGAGGUCGACGGGAGUGCCCGGCAAGUGAUCCGGUGUUGCAGGAACAAUUGGUGCAACAUGGGCCAAGAGCUUGAGUUCACCAAGGCAGAGCUAGACGGCCGCCAAUUUUUCUUAAACCCCGGGCUUUCAGACCUUGAGCCGGGGUUGAGUUUUCCUAUGUUCAGCGCAAAAUCUUCAGUGUCUGCAUUCCGUCCACUUGUAUUCACGGAUGAGCAAGGCACAAUAGGCAUCUCACAAACGAAGAAAGAAAACCCGGUUUCAGCAUCCACCCAAGACCAUCCAGUGCCAAAGUGGAAAUCGCCCCUCUAUACAAGCGACCUUCAUUUCAACGGGUGGUUCGGCCACCGCCCAGCUCUACUCUCACCGUCCCACGCGGCACCAGGCUUUACGAGUGAAGCGACAGCCACGAAACCGAUAGUUCACAAUUCGGUCUCAAAGAAAGACAAGAGCCACUUGGCGUCGUCGGCCCAGCAACAAGAGGAGGCGAACAGGGGUGGACAGCAACAACAACAACAACCACCAAUUGCUCUCCAGCCUCUACACAUUGCCGUUGGUGUCUGUCUCAUUAUUCUUAUGCUCGUGGCCGUGCUCCUUCAUAUAGUGAUUGUUCUCUAUCGACGACACCGACGCCUUAAACGGGAACUUUUGAAACAAACACAGAUACCCGGAACUGAUCAAUCCCAUUGGCCACUUAAUACCGUGAACACGUCAACCCAGUCAGGUCAACGAAUCGACUUGCAACAUUUGAAGUACGCAACGGUUAAAGCAGAACAACGUCAGUCAGCAGUUGAGAAAAUUAAUAAAGGACUUCCGACUGAGGCAUCACCAGCAAACGUCUACGAAGAAGUACUGCCCCAUCAAGUGCAGCUCCAGCAAUGCCUGUCGUCCGAGCCCUAUGUCAUAUCCCAGACCCCUGUCCUAUAUCACAGUGUCCUGACAUCAACCGGUUCCUUCCAGAAUUCCCUGCCCAGCCCACCACUCCAGCUCAAUUCUGCUGCCCUCAAUCACCAAAAUGCACCGUCACAACUCGUCUAUUCUCCUCAUUCCCUUGAACACACAUUUCAUCCAGGUCCUACGAAAAACAUGUACUGCACAAGUUCAAGUGUUAGCAACGAAAGCGGAAACAACCCAUCAACCACUGAAAGUUCCCUCCCAACGCAGUCCUCUACUGUCGCCUGUUGGAAUACCAAUAAUAAUAGUAAUCACAGUGCACUCCAGCAGAAUGACUUUUCAAAUUAUCUCCGUACGAACCAGGAGCGUCCAAGUCUCUCGGGAAGUAGUGAGGCUGGUAUUUUGACUACCCCCGACUUUGAAUCUCGUCGAGCCAAUGUGGCUCUCCCCCCGGCUCUUCUUAAAGACGCCGUUGGACCUUCCCUUCCCCCCCAGACUACAACUGGCCUAGCAAUGUUUAGAUCUGCGGCUCCCCAAAAUGACGCGUGUUCCAUGGUCACGCCUUACGCACAGUUUCAACUAUCUCUUUCCUUUGACCAGUAUGACACUCCGGAGCAAAUUUUCGCUAAUGGUAAUGCAUCAGCCGCUGGCUCGACUAGUUUAGAUGGGCUUGGUGGUCAUAAUCAGACUAGUUCGAACCCCACAACAAACUCAUCAUUGCUCCACUCCUACUGCGAACACGGAGGACCCGGUGACUUUCGAAUCUGA
Molecule: messenger RNA, 1908 nt
Organism: Mesocestoides corti
Lineage: Eukaryota; Metazoa; Platyhelminthes; Cestoda; Cyclophyllidea; Mesocestoididae
Source: the annotation of a GenBank genome assembly